This is a messenger RNA of Mytilinidion resinicola, 615 nucleotides long. RefSeq lists its product as uncharacterized. Bases 1 to 615 code for a protein of 204 amino acids. NCBI's taxonomy places the organism in Eukaryota, Fungi, Ascomycota, Dothideomycetes, Mytilinidiales, Mytilinidiaceae. The record is from RefSeq and is a predicted model, not a curated record. The transcript has 2 exons.
AUGUCUGCAAAGCUGAUCGACCAGCCUGGCUGGCCGACUGGAACCACAAUGUCGGGAACGAGGAUGGUCAGUCCCUUCAUGGCCGGUUUGAUGGCCAUUUCCGUAUCGGGGGAGAAAAUCACCUCGGACAAGCAGAAAGUCUAUUCGAUUCUUGACGGCAACACCAUCGGGUCAAUCAUUGACGGUUUCAAUCCGGGUACAGUCAAUAAAUUGGCCAAUAGCGGCAUACACGCCUACAAUCGGGGGGAUGGGCCUUACGCGGGCCCCCCCAUAGUCUCUCCGGAUUUCAACCCCCAGGGCGGUGACGACAUCCCAGGCGUACCAACGGGGCCACUACCAGCUUCCACUUACAACUUGGAACCAUUCCUCGUUAUCGUCGACCUCCCUACUCCAACGCCUACGGGUACUCCAACGCCUACGGUUCCGGCGGACUUCAAUUGCGAUUGCGGCGAAAGUGGGUGCUCGCUAGAUAGUAUGCCAUGCUGCGCGAAUGGGAGCUGUCAGUGUCAUUGUGGUGAAAGCGGCUGCCUGCGCGGAGGCUCUUCUAGAGUCGAAAACGGACACAGCGCGGGGUGCUCCUCGUCCAAAACUGUAACAACUAUUUGCGUUAUUUAG